Molecule: messenger RNA, 726 nt
Organism: Orbilia oligospora ATCC 24927
Lineage: Eukaryota; Fungi; Ascomycota; Orbiliomycetes; Orbiliales; Orbiliaceae
Exons: 2
Coding region: 1-726 (241 amino acids)
Source: RefSeq, a predicted model, not a curated record
AUGUCAAGCAUCUCGAUACAACGGGCCGGCCCCGUGCUUCGGCAAUGCUUUCAGCAGCAUGCCUCCGUAGCUAGCUUCUCCCGCAGGACCAUCCGAGGCCUCAAAACGCUCGAACAAAACAAGAACAUCUACAUCCACCCCUCCACUACCACUCCCCAAACCUACACACUAACCUACCUCCCCACCACCCCUCCCUCCCAAAAGCUAGCAAUAGGCACAACCACAACCAUCCCCCCAACCCCAUCAACCUUCACCGAAAACCCCCAUUUCCGAACCCUCCUAAUGUCAACCCUCUCCACUCACGCAGCCAACGAUCAAGACCUCAUCAACGAAGCCUACGGAACAUGGGGUGCAACAAUGGGCGUAAAGGCCUCCGUCUCCAAGGGAAUGAAAAGAGAUAGGAAGUUACAUACCGAAUCUACCGGUACACCUUCUACCAGUGCCACUUCUGAAAAAACGGAUCAAGUAGAUACUACUUCCAUUGGGGGGUUUCAUCAUGUGGUGGAUAGGAGGACGCCGUAUUAUGGUGGUAUGAGGAUUCCGGAGAGUCAAGAUAUUUUGGGGAGUUUGCAGGUUGAUGGGAAUGGGAGGUUGGUAGGUGGGUUUGUGGAGUGUGAGAGUUAUAGGUUGGUUACUUCGGAUGGGAUAUUGGGAUUGACGGAAUACUUGGAGGGGAAGGUUAAGGAGAGGAUCGAAGAGGAAGAGAAGAAAGAGAAGAAGAUAUAA